Molecule: messenger RNA, 1493 nt
Organism: Spinacia oleracea (spinach)
Lineage: Eukaryota; Viridiplantae; Streptophyta; Magnoliopsida; Caryophyllales; Amaranthaceae
Product: deSI-like protein At4g17486
Exons: 5
Coding region: 471-1214 (247 amino acids)
Biological process (GO): protein deubiquitination
Molecular function (GO): deubiquitinase activity
Source: RefSeq, a predicted model, not a curated record
UCCCUCUCCCCGUAUUAUUAGGCUACAAAUCAAACGACCCACAAACCCAGAAAAAGCCUUAAUUUCGCAGAGAGCAAAAGAGAGAGAAGAAGAAAACCGAGGAAUUUCAACACCAACUUCUCGGAUUUCUCUUCUUCCUCAAAAGUUCCUCAACAUUCUUCUCUCUCCCACCAUUUUCGUUAAUGGGGUUUCUUCAUAAAAGCUAAGUAGCUCAGAAAAGACCCCCACUUUUUCUAGGUUGAUAGUAUGCAAAUGGGUGCUCGUUUUCCAUCUUUUUCUCUCUCCUACACCUUAACUUGACAACUACACUCCUGCUGUCCUGCAUCAUACACGUUGUCUAAUCCCUUCAUAACUGUCCAUCAUGAUCCUUCAUAUCACUCCCCUAGCUGCUCGUGAUUAUCCAAUUUAAGUUGGAUUAUCUUGAUCUCAAUUGUAGGUGGAGAGAUUGUGAUAUCAUUGUCAUCACAACCAUGAAACUUGGAACAAAGAAAGGAUGGAAGUCUAUAAUGCCUUUACGUUUAAGGGGCAAAUCAGCAACAAGAUUUUGUUUGUUUUCCAAAGCAAAAUCAUCUAGCUCUGAUCCGGGAAAUACUCCUGUCUACCUCAAUGUUUAUGACCUAACUCCCAUGAAUGGAUAUCUCUAUUGGGCUGGCCUUGGUAUCUUUCAUUCUGGUGUGGAAGUUCAUGGUGUAGAAUAUGCUUUUGGAGCUCAUGAUUACCCAACCAGUGGUGUUUUCGAGGUUGAACCACGGCAAUGCCCAGGGUUUAAGUUUAGAAAAUCAAUAUUAAUUGGUACGACGUGUUUAGAUGCAAAGGAAGUGAGAGAGUUCAUGGAGAGGCAUGCUGCAAGUUACAAUGGAGAUACAUACCAUUUGAUUGUCAAAAACUGUAACCACUUUUGCAAGGAUGUGUGCUACAAGCUGACUGGGAAAAAUAUCCCCAAAUGGGUUAAUCGACUAGCCAAGAUAGGUUCAGCAUGUAACUGUGUCCUCCCUGAAACGCUCAAGAUUAAUACUGUCCAAGAAGAUGCCAGUUUGGUAACAUAUGAUAGUGAAAAGAAAAGACUAAAGAAUGCCUUUAGUUGCCUAUCAUCAAUCUCUAUGCGUCAAAAACAAUUGUCAGCUUCUUCAUUAUUCCUACGUUCACCAUUGAAAAGCUGCUUGCCUUCAUGUGAACUCAAGACCUCCAAAAAACGUUCACUAACCGAAAGGUAAAGAGGAAAAACAAUUUAAGCUUCUGUAUUUCUGUAAGAUUCUAGGAGCAUGGUUGGAUGAGGGGAGAUUAAAUGUAAGUUGUUCUGUAAUUAUAAGAUUUUUAUAGUUUCCCCGUCAAGUGCUAGUCAUCAUCAUCAUCAUCAUCAUCAUCAUCAUCAUCAUCAUCAUCAUCAUCAUCGUCAUUCACUGGUUUAUGUUGUAUUCCACUACUGUAAUUUAUUUAUCUGUAACAUUACCUCCUAAUGGAGUUUUUAUUUAUAUCAUCAAUUCUGGUCGAAA